Messenger RNA from Nicrophorus vespilloides, 1399 nucleotides. It is a transcript of the gene Mulk, whose product is annotated as acylglycerol kinase, mitochondrial. Gene Ontology annotation, biological process: protein insertion into mitochondrial inner membrane; ceramide biosynthetic process. The transcript has 3 exons. Gene Ontology annotation, cellular component: mitochondrion; TIM22 mitochondrial import inner membrane insertion complex. Gene Ontology annotation, molecular function: ceramide kinase activity; acylglycerol kinase activity; ATP-dependent diacylglycerol kinase activity. Bases 82 to 1359 code for a protein of 425 amino acids. Lineage: Eukaryota; Metazoa; Arthropoda; Insecta; Coleoptera; Silphidae. The record is from RefSeq and is a predicted model, not a curated record.
GACACAUGUCAAACAAAUAUAAUUUUACGGUUAAAUUGUAUUCAAAUAUUCUCUUUCAAUAAUAGUAACAUAAUAUUGGAGAUGGCUUUCGUAAUAAAGUUCGCGAAGGGUGUGCGAAAUCACUGGAAAAAGUCCACAUUCGCAGCCUGCCUAAUGGCUUACGGUGGAAGUUGGUUGAAAGAGAAAUAUGAAAUUGAUGACCUGAUGAAAUUCUACUGUGAAGAGGCCCUGAAACAUGGGCAACAAGCAAUCAAUGGAACAGUGAAUCCACGCACAGUAACAGUGAUAUUGAAUCCUGCAGCAAACAAACGAAAGGCUCUGGAGGAAUUUGAAAAGUAUUGCUCCCCCAUUUUAAAUCUAGCAGGCAUUUGCGUCGAUGUCGUGCAGACAGAGAGUGAAGGACAUGCAAAGGAAUUGGUACAAAAUUUACAAAAUACUGAUGCAGUUAUAGUAGCUGGAGGUGAUGGAACUCUUUCUGAAGUUGUGACUGGCCUCCUGAGACGAACAGGAGAGAGUAAUGGGAAUGUUAUUCCAGUUGGUGUGUUGCCACUUGGUAUAAGUAACAGUGUGGGAUCAGCGUUAUUCCCUGGUGGAAGUAGAUUACCCAAAGUUAAGUCAAUGGCUGAUGCAUCAUUGGCUAUUGUUGAGGAAGCCACCAAGCCAAUAGAUGUAAUGAAAAUUGAAUUGAUCAAUGAAGGACCAGAACCUGAGGAGGCUAAACCUGUGUAUGCCCUCUCUGGAAUUGAAUGGGGAGCAUACAGGGAUGCUGCAGCAAGGAAGGACAAAUACUGGUAUUAUGGACCAUUAAGAAAGUAUGCAACAUAUAUUUUCAGUGGAUACAAGGAUAGCCUCAGCUGGAAUUGCAAUGCAUUGGUCACCUAUACUCUUCCAUGUGAAGGAUGUUCCAAUUGCACAAUAGAACGAACUGAAAGUGACAAAAGGUGGUAUCACCGUUUCUUCUCAUCACCCAAAGACAAUAAAUCCAAGGCUCAUAUUAUUAAUGAUCAGUGCAAAUUGCAACAAGAGAAGCAAAUAUCGACCACUGAUUUAGCAUUGAUUACCUCUAAUAUUCUCGGCGAAACUAGCGGACCUCCGCAGCUACAAUUGCAUUUAGGACCUGACUCUGUGGAUUACGUAGAUUUUGUCUCUGCUGGUUUCAAAACUGAGACGGGCGGAAACAGGGAAGUCAAAGAAACUAUACUCGCUCGUCAGAUGGAAAUCAAACCGGUAACCGCAGAAGAAGGAAAAGAGAUUUGGUUCUCUAUAGAUAACGAAGACUUCGAAGUGAAACCCGUGAAAAUAACAUUGCUACCUAAAAUUAUAAGAAUGUUCUGUAAAAAGAGCGAAGCCAUUUUUUAACGUUUUUACACAGUCGCAUUUGUUUGUUCUUUUAUAAAUA